UACUCGCUUUUAUUUUCGUUAUAACACGCCUUUGGAGCUGGAGAAUAAUCCCGUUCUGCAUAGGGAAUACUUCCCUACGUCAUGUUUUCCAAAGAUCUCGUCGCGGAACUUCGUUUCGAUGCAUCCUCAUGGAGUAAUUCGUCUCGAAUUAUAUCCACGUGACUCAUUGGAGUAGGAUACCUGCGCAACGGGAUUGCUUUCCGGGCGCUAAGGAUUACCCCGACCAUCUUGUCUCUGGCGAAAACGAGCAUAUGCACGGCUAAGGUAAUGACCCGAAGCAUCCAACCAGGACUGCGCCGCAGAGAUUCAGUCAUGAGCGCCAGGGAUGUUGCUCAAAGCCAGGGAACUAUUGUCGACGGGAACACAAGAGAUGCUCUUGACCUCAAGGUCUUGGGGGUGUGCAGUGGAAGUGGGUUGACCAAGCUCUCCCUUGCCUUAGUACGCUACCGUCGAAGAGCACACGAUGCUCCAUUGCGUAUCGAACUUCUACAGUAUACCGAGAUCGCCGUCGCGCCUAAAAUCAGAGCCCGUAUCCUCAAUUUGCUGCGGGAAGCCCAAUACAAGCCGUUGGUCGCGGCAUCCACCAAUGCCGCACUCGGGCAGCUCUUUGCCAGCGGCAUCAAGACAUUCUGCCAGAGUCUCAGAAUACCACAUACCUCCAUCGACCUGGUGGGUACGCACACCCCUACUCUGAGACGAUUCCAUAUCUCUCAGACGAGCAAUGCGAGCAACCAUCCACUCGGCUGGAACGCUGUGAUCACUGCUGAGACAGGAAUCACCGCCGUCUUUGAUUUUUCCGUGAUGGAUCGCGCAGUCCAAGAACACCAAGUGACUUCUGUUGCUUAUAUUGACAGUCUGUUGUUACGAGACCCCACAAAGUUCCGCGCCUGCCUUGACAUCAACGAGCUUGCGACCCUCAGCUUCAUUCCAGCAUCCAGCGACAACACCUCCCACGCACCGAUAUCCCGUUACUGCGGCCCAGGAAGCCUUCUCAUAGACUACGCCAUGCGAUAUUGCACCUCGAACAACCAGGUCGAAGACCACGACGGAAAGUUCGCGGCGGACGGAACUGUUAAUCAAACCAUCGUAGACCGUUUCAUUCAUACGUACGACUACCUGCGCACGGCACCUCCUAUGCACAUAGCGACAGAAAUGUUCGGCGACCACGAAGCCCAGCGACUCAUCGACGAGUGCAUCUCGCUCCGCAUGUCCGAAGCAGACACCCUCGCCACCAUCACGCGCAUCACAGCUCAGAACGUCCUGAUGCGAUACCGCAAGCUACUCCACACCUUCUUCCCACAAGACCAGAAGGUCGACGAGCUCUUCAUCUGCGGUGCUGGCGCGAGAAACUCCAACAUUAUCGACUUUCUCGAAGCCGAGCUCCCCGAGAGCGUCAUCACAAAACCCUUGGACGAUAUUGGCAUACCGGGCGACGCGAAUGAGGCCGUGUGUUACGCGCAUCUGGCACUCGAGGCUAUCCUUGGACAGGUGGCACUACCUACUACACCUACGACGGCAACGGCAACGGCAACGGCAACGGCGAGACAAGCAAACAAAGACAUAGUGAGAGGGAGAUUUGUGCGUGGUAUAAAAUGGGAUGGCUUGGUUGAGCAAGUUGUUCAGUUCAGUGGAGGAAGACCAAUCCCUGUCGCAAAGGACAUCAACGUCACCGGCAACUUGGAAACUGCGGUUCGAAGACUGGAGUUGUAAUAAUGUUACGAGGAAAGGCUUAAUCUUAUUGCGGACACCACUUCUUCCACGUAUAUCGGAAAGUAAAGGAAAGAAGAUUGACACGGCGUUGAAGGGAUUUUGGCAAAAAAAUCAAAUGGGCAGGCAGUGUGUACCGGACAACGACACGAACGGAAGGACAUGCAUCACAUGACAUCACGAAGCGAUUCAUAUACCACAUGCAUAAGGGCGGCGUUACGAAUUGGGGAUAUUGCGAUCGGGUUAUGAAUAAAGUUCGGCUUCAUUAGCAUCAUUAGUCAUUUUGUCUUCUAUUGCAGUA
Messenger RNA from Dothidotthia symphoricarpi CBS 119687, 2008 nucleotides. RefSeq lists its product as uncharacterized. Gene Ontology annotation, molecular function: ATP binding; phosphotransferase activity, alcohol group as acceptor. NCBI's taxonomy places the organism in Eukaryota, Fungi, Ascomycota, Dothideomycetes, Pleosporales, Dothidotthiaceae. Gene Ontology annotation, biological process: amino sugar metabolic process; peptidoglycan turnover. The transcript is spliced from 3 exons. Bases 268 to 1710 code for a protein of 480 amino acids. The record is from RefSeq and is a predicted model, not a curated record.